Messenger RNA from Lachancea sp. 'fantastica', 1785 nucleotides. Lineage: Eukaryota; Fungi; Ascomycota; Saccharomycetes; Saccharomycetales; Saccharomycetaceae. The record is from the annotation of a GenBank genome assembly.
AUGGCAAUGAACACUAACUCGAAGAGAUUGUCGGCCAUGAUCGACUCUCUUCACAACGAAAAAGACGAUGAUCUCCUCUACUAUCGAAGAACGACUCCGCCCAUGCAAAGUACGACUGCGGACGCAGUCAAUGGUAGCACCUCGUCUACCGAUACUUUUCCAAAACCACCAGCAGUUUAUUCAAAUACUGCUAGCGAAAGAGGACCCACAAGCCCCAAUUUCAAAUAUGGCAGUCCUGGGAAUCGAGGAAGUCUUAUCUCAGACUACUCAGCAAGUAUCCAUGAAGGUGUACCCGUUUAUUUAAACCAAAAACCUUCUCAAGAACGUUCAGAUCGUCCCGUUAUCUACUCAGCCGUUAACUUCCCACUUUCGGAAGAAACUGUGAACCAGAAUGGAGAAUUACCGUAUGAACAUGAGAAAAAUCCCCCCAUGGGUACAAGCGGACUUCCGGUACCUAAUUCAAGUGUUGAUGUGGCGAGAACAUACGAACCUAUGGGAAACAGCUCAUUGAAGCUUUCUGCGAGACAGCAUUUUCAUCACAAGAAAAAUUCGACUGUCGGAUCAGGUAACUUGGCUAGCGAGAGCGGCCACUCUCACAAUAUUUCCGAUGUCGCUAGCUCACCCAAAUUUGUCAAUGAAAAGGAGCUCUCACCGGCUUACGAGUACGUUGGAAGCGGGGGGGUUGAGGCAAGCAAAACGCCUUUGAAUGGUGGACCUCAGGCAUUGAAAAGCGAGGACAUUAACGGAAACAAAGCUCUGUCACCAGUCCGCUCGGAAACUGUGGGGUCAGUCGCAAGUUCGGUGAAAGACGCUAGCGAUACACAAUCCCUUGCGUCCAGUAUAGUUCCCUCUCUGCGAACACAUCUGCCCACGGAACGAGCACAAGCUAUGCUUCCCGAUCGCUCGCUGAAUUCAGACUAUAACCCUUCAAUUCCACCUAGGAGUCGAAACCGUCCCAAAUCUCAUCUAUUCAUAAAAAACGGAUUAGAGGACAUUCAAAACCAACUACAGGAGCAAAUGGCACUAGAACAUUCGCGAAGCACGUCCCGCGCUAGCACCAAUAAGUCCAGCAGUUACUUCUCUGCCGUUGAUCCCGCAAAUAGAUAUAACAUGAAUGAUGACGAGGACGACAGUGAGGAGGACCAUUUCGGUAAGCCAGAUGACGAUGACAGUUACCUACACAGGCCUCUACCGACCGUUCCAGCAGAACACUCGAAAAGUGGCCUUGAUCGCAAUGAUACCAUCCUGAUCUCUCCGGCUCCUCAGCCAGAUGCUCAACCCCCACGUAUGCCCAGUUUUCCUGCUUCAUUGUCUCAAUAUCGUGAUACCAAUGACUUGAAUACUAAUGAAAGCUCUAUGCACCCACCAGUUCCUAACGAUGAUGACGACGAGUACGAAGAUAUCUUGGAUGAAAACACUGUAAAUACAGGUGCGCCUCCUACAGCAAGUAAAGGGAAAGCAAACAAAAGCAGGAAAGGUGCCCCUGAUGUGUCCGGACGUAAAUCGCAUGGUGCUCGCAGCGAAAAACGUAAGAGCAGGGAUAGUAGACGAGAGGUAAGAUCUUUCGAUAUCGAUACCAUAGCGCAAAUGCUGGACGUUACGAAAGGUACGAUGAUUGGAUCGGAAUUUGCAAAUCUCGGAAUGCAAACGGAAGAAAAAAGGGCACUGGAACGACUUGUGGACUCGCUUUCGAGGUUAACAGCAGACAUGGUAAUAGACCCAAGACGUUUUCGGGAGGGGAUGAAAAGAUUGGAUAAGGCCACAAGAGCACUGGAGGGUUUUUGA